AUGGAUUUUGAAUUCCCUCAAUUGUUAAACCCAACUGACAAUGAACCUUAUGUUCUAGUUUUUGAGUAGUAGGACGUAUUGAAAAGCAAAUUAUUGACUGCUCGUCAUGUUAGUUAAAGAGCUCAUGAAGCAAAUGGAAAAUCAGAACUAGUUGUAAUAAAAGACUUUUUAUAGUAUUAAAUCUUAGUUAUCAUUUUAGAGACUUAACAAAAAAGUCACCAUUAGCUUAUACUCCAGAUGCAGAGUCUGAAUAACUAGUUUAGAAUUUUAACACAUAACAUAAAGCUUACUAAAACAAGAUAUAAGCAUAAGUAGAUUCAUUUAAACAACUUAAUUAAAAAUUGUAAGAAGGAUAUGAUAAUGCUUGCAAUAAUGUAGUUUCUUAAUUGGUAGAAGGUGUAAAAGGUGAGACCUAAAAUGUUUAAAAAGCAUUUGAGUCUUUAUAAAAUGUUCUAAAGAGUGAUCCUGAAUAGGAAGCUUCAAUCCCAAAACCAAAAGAAAUAGUUAAUAAAGUAUUAUUAUUGAUAUAUUUCAUAGAUAUCAGAACUAAGAGCAGCUCCAGAAUUACCAGAGUAUUUAUUUUCAACAACAAAGAAGGUAAGAGCUUGGAGAGAGGCUCCAAAUGAAUUAUGUGUUUGGAACAAAACAAAAGAGCAAUUUUAUAAAAAUACUUUAGAAUCAACUCUUAAUUAAGAACUAUAAGAUAGAUCUGAAUUAGCCCUUAAAUUUUGGAAUUAAUAAAUAUAAAGAUUAGGAGAAUAGUUCUUAAAUAUUUUAUAAGAAGAUUCUUCAUUAUAAUAAUAAAAUUUUGUUAGUUUGAAUAUUGAAACAGCAGAGGCAUUUGCAUUAUUAUUGAAUACAAUGAUAACUUCUGAAACAAGGAUAGUAUUACAUAUAGGAGAUUUCAGUUAAGCUGAUUCUAAAUCAAUUGCUGAGUCAAUUUAAAGAUUAACAAGUAUAGUGAAUCUAUCAAUAAAAUGGAAAGUAUCUAAUAAAGCUUAAGGUUUAUCUCACAUAGCUUAAGGUAAUAAUAAAUAAUGAUUAUUAAAGCUAUUGGAUAAGCUGAAUAAUUGAAAAUUUUGACAUUUGAAUUCCCAUCUAAUGUUUAAGCAAAUUAAGCAAAAGAUUUUUUUACAGAAUUUAAAGAUGUUAAAUUAUCAAACUUAGAAGAAAUUAAUGUAGUUGCUGAAUAAUCAAAUAUAAAUUCUGCAAUAUAACAUAUUGCAAAGGCAUUAAAAUCAGUUGGUGGUACAUAAGUAUCAAGAUUAUCAUUAAAUUUCAGGUAUUUAUUAAUUAUUGAUAUUAUAUAUAGUUAAACUUAAGUAGAUAAUAAAUCAGCUUAAUAAAUUGGUGAUGCUUUGAGUGUUUACAAAGGAGUAAAGAAAUUAAUUUUAAAUUUUUCUGGAUUUUCAUUAAAUUCAAAUAAUAUUAAAGAUGAUGGAUUUAGUAGUUUAAUUUAAUAUGUUCCAAAUUUCUCAUCUACUUUAAUUGAAUUAAAUAUAAAUGUUGGAAGAAAUCAAUUAACUGAUAGUUCUUUAACAACUUUAAAUAAAUAAUUCUAGAGUGUCAAAUGGAGUGCAUUAAAGAGUGUAAAUAUCAGUGUUCAUUAUAAUAAAAUAACUGAAGAAGGUGCAAGAAAAUUAGGAAAAGUAAAAAUUAAUUAUAUAAUAUUUUAGUUCCUUCAUAGUUUACCAAUUUUAGUUAAUUUAUAAUUGAAUUUGAAUUCAACUGAAAUUAAUCAAAAAGGAUUGAGUUUUAUAAUUAAUUAAUUGGGUCCAUAAGUUAAUGCAUCAAUUUAAGCAAAAUAAACUAAUGUAACAAAAGAAGAAGCAGAAGAAUUGAAAAAUAAAAUAACAUCAUUAAACAUUUGA
This is a messenger RNA of Paramecium pentaurelia, 1871 nucleotides long. Lineage: Eukaryota; Ciliophora; Oligohymenophorea; Peniculida; Parameciidae. The record is from the annotation of a GenBank genome assembly.